Molecule: messenger RNA, 211 nt
Organism: Mucor mucedo
Lineage: Eukaryota; Fungi; Mucoromycota; Mucoromycetes; Mucorales; Mucoraceae
Exons: 1
Coding region: 29-196 (55 amino acids)
Source: RefSeq, a predicted model, not a curated record
GACACCAUUAUGGAAGUUAGCAAGGUUGAUGGCAAAUUUAAUUGUCCUGAAUGCUCAAGCAAGCUCAGUACUCCUACCACAUUUAGCGCCCAUCUCAAAAAAAAGCAUAACGGCCACUGCGAAGCCAUUUCAAACAAAACAAAGCGACGAAGCCUCGAAGAUAAUAACAACGAUAAUUCUACAACCAUAUCAUUGAAACAUCGAAAGUUAC